CAGCUGAUUUUCAGUUGUCAAAAUUUGACAAACAAUAUUUUGUGCUGUUUUGCUGCUACCACCGAAUAUCAAUUGGAGAAAAGGUUUGAGCAACUUUAAGACUUUUUAGUUAUUUUAAAAAGCGAGUUUGCAUUUUAAAGUAUCAACGAGCAAUAAACAAUAAUGGGCGGACACGGACACGGUGAACCCUACAAAGUGCCACAUCCAUCAAUUUACAAAGUGGAAAAUAUUCCCAAGUUACGCGAAGUGCAAGAAGCGCUAGCACGUCAAGGCUUAAAGGAUCCAUGGUUGCGGAAUGAAGUGUGGCGUUAUGAACCCAGCAAAAUGGGCACACAUGCUAGCCGUGCACGCGCUUUCUUCCUUCGUGGUCUACUGUGGGGCUCAAUUGCUGCUGCCGUGCACAUUGGUUGCGAAUAUGCUUUUAGUUCGAAAGAUGAUCACGGUCAUGGACAUGGUGAUGGUGAACACUCUGAAGGUGGCCAUCAUUAAACACUGCUUUGCGUGGAACAUUUAAUUUGUUUGUCAUUAUCCGUUGUUGCACAAGGGUGGCAUGCUAAUCAAGUACCAAAUAAAGCGUUUAGGAUACUUAAGAGGU
Bactrocera dorsalis (oriental fruit fly) is the source of this 595-nucleotide messenger RNA. It is a transcript of the gene ND-B12, whose product is annotated as NADH dehydrogenase [ubiquinone] 1 beta subcomplex subunit 3. Gene Ontology annotation, biological process: electron transport chain; mitochondrial respiratory chain complex I assembly. Gene Ontology annotation, cellular component: mitochondrion. The transcript is spliced from 3 exons. NCBI's taxonomy places the organism in Eukaryota, Metazoa, Arthropoda, Insecta, Diptera, Tephritidae. Bases 163 to 489 code for a protein of 108 amino acids. The record is from RefSeq and is a predicted model, not a curated record.